Perkinsus marinus ATCC 50983 is the source of this 909-nucleotide messenger RNA. RefSeq lists its product as hypothetical. Lineage: Eukaryota; Perkinsozoa; Perkinsida; Perkinsidae. The transcript has a single exon. The record is from RefSeq and is a predicted model, not a curated record. The coding region runs from base 1 to 909 and encodes 302 amino acids.
AUGCUCACCUUCCUUGCUGUCAGCGCUCUUUCUCCAGCGGUGUUAGGGUGUCUCCGUCGUCUCCAAGUCAGCACCACCACGUCGCCUCCUGCCACCACGACUCCAACAAGUACGGUCGACAUUGCCACUUUGCAGAACACUUGUGAUAUCUACUGCCAGGGGCUCAAUGGUGGUGCCUCUUAUUGUAAACUGGAUUUGAGCCCACCGAUUUGUCAUGGGGGAGAUCAGCCUUGUGGUACGGUCGCUAUCUGCGGUCCUCCUGUAACAGUUACACCGACUGAUGUGGUUCCUACUGGUGAUGGAACGUAUGAGCCAGCCUGUGACACGAUGUGCCAGAGUCUCAAUGAUGAGGCUUCGUAUUGUAAGUGGUGGCUCCCUCGUCCAACCUGCCUCGGUGGCGAUCAGCCAUGCGGUGAUCAAACUAUCUGUACUUCCCAGACGUGGCCUCCUGCCCCCACACCGUCUCUUCCAGCUGGUGCCCACCCUCAUGAGUCUGCCCCUUGCAACGAAUAUUGCGUCGGCCUUAAUGGACCAUCUUCGUUCUGUAAGUGGUGGAAGAAUGAGCCUGUCUGUCAGGGAGGCGAUCAGCCCUGUGGUGUAUCGGAUUGUCCUACCGGUACCCUUGCUCCCACUGGAGGCCCUCCGGACUCCCAUGCUGGCCCUAGUCCAAACUGCAAUGCGUACUGUGCCGCAAUGAACCCUGGCCUUUCCGGUGAUCGCGUGUCGUACUGCAAGUGGUGGCUGUAUGUGCCAGCCUGUUACGUUGGUGAUCAGCUCUGCGGCCCCAGCGUCUGCAGCGAUUACGAGGACACUACAACUCCGACUCCUGACACUACCACGGCGGCGACGUCUACCGUUACGACGUCUACUGAUCAGGUGACGACAACCACUACUCAGACGCCGCCCUAG